AUGAACUUAACACUAAACAAUUUGAGCAGUACAUCUAGUUUGAAAGCGUUAAAUGAGAAGCCUUUGCUUGUGCAGGUAGUGGUGGGUAUUCUCCUCUAUGUGAACGGACUGAUGAUUUUCACCUUUCUGAAGAAGGAGACCUUCAGGGACACACGCUACAUUCUGUUUGCUCAGACUCUUUUUGUAGACUCUGCUCUUAUGCUGUUGACUGACUUAACACUUAUGGGGAUGUUUUACCAGUACCCCGUGCGCAUGAUUCCUUGCUGUAUGAUCUGCUCACUUAUGAUGUUGCUCUCUCUUUGUUCACCCAUAACUCUUGUAGCGAUGUGUUUGGAGCGCUAUGUGGCGAUAUGUUUGCCUUUAAGACAUGCCAGCAUCUCUGCCCCCAAAAACACCUCCAUUGGGCUUCUCAUCAUAUGGGGUGUCAGUUCUGUUCUCCCACUGUUUAUUCUCAUAGUCUGUUUUGCUUAUCUUCCUCCAGGUGUCAUGUUCUCAUAUGUUGUAUGUAGUGUGGAGAUCAUGUUACAGGUAAAAUGGCUGGCGGACAUGAGGGCAGCGACGCUACAGCUCUUAUUCAUCAUGAUGUUGUGUAUUAUUGUCUCCACCUACAUCAAGAUUAUGAUCGCGGCCAGGUCAGCCUCAUCUGAGAACAAGAAGUCAACAAAUAAGGGUCUAAAAACUGUUCUUCUCCAUGGCAUUCAGCUGCUUCUGUGUAUGGCGCAGCUUAUAAUCCCUUAUAUAGAAAUGCCUUUAUGGAAAUUAGAUGUCAUGCUGUUUGCUAAUGUAAGGUACUCAAAUUUCGUUUUGUUUAUGAUCUUGCCUCGUUGUCUGAGUCCCUUAGUUUAUGGUUUACGAGACAAAAAGUUUUAUAAUGCUCUUAGAUAUUAUGCCUUUUGUGGCAUUUUAACUUUUAGUUGCCUGAUAAAUCUCAGCAAAAAAAAUAAAAAAAAAGACAUCCUCUCACUUUCAACUGCUUUUAUUUCCAGCAGAUUUCUUAAUGUGUAA
Ctenopharyngodon idella (grass carp) is the source of this 1005-nucleotide messenger RNA. Its product is annotated as odorant receptor 131-2-like. The record is from RefSeq and is a predicted model, not a curated record. Gene Ontology annotation, cellular component: membrane. Lineage: Eukaryota; Metazoa; Chordata; Actinopteri; Cypriniformes; Xenocyprididae. Bases 1 to 1005 code for a protein of 334 amino acids. Gene Ontology annotation, biological process: G protein-coupled receptor signaling pathway. Gene Ontology annotation, molecular function: G protein-coupled receptor activity. The transcript is spliced from 2 exons.